AUGGCGGCGGCGGCGGGGCGCGGGCUGCUGGCGGCGGGGCUGUUCAGCGGGCGGGUCGCCAUUGUCACCGGCGGCGGCACCGGCAUCGGCAAGGCCAUCGCCGCCGACCUGCUGGCGCUAGGUUGCAGUGUUGUUAUUGCCUCUCGUAAAUUUGACCGAUUAAAAGCCGCUGCAGAAGAGCUGAAUACCAGAUUUGCUUCCAUGAGUCCUGCCCAAGUGACCCCCAUAGAGUGCAAUAUCCGCAAAGAAGAGGAGGUAGAAGCUUUGGUGAAGUCUACACUGAGUCUGCAUGGGAAAAUUGACUUCCUGGUGAAUAAUGGAGGGGGCCAGUUUGCAAGUCCUUCUGAAGCCAUCCGUGCAAAAGGCUGGAAUGCCGUGAUAGACACAAAUCUGACAGGGACCUUCUAUUGCUGCAAAGCAGUGUACAAUGCCUGGAUGCAGGAACAUGGAGGAGCCAUUGUCAACAUUACUGCUGCCGUGAGAAAUGGCUUUCCUGGAAUGUCGCACUCAGGAGCUGCAAGAGCUGCAGUGGAUAAUCUAACCAAGACUUUAGCUUUAGAAUGGGCUCACAGUGGAGUGAGAAUCAACAGUGUUGCUCCCGGACUGGUAUUUUCGGAAACUGCUGUUGCAAACUAUGGAGAACAAGGUGUAAUGAUGUGGUUAAAGAGCAUACCAAAGGUUCCUGCCAAGAGGUCAGCUGUUCCUGAGGAGAUCUCUCCUGCAGUAUGUUUCCUGCUGUCUCCAGCUGCAUCAUUCAUAACUGGGAUAACCAUGGUCGUGGAUGGUGGCCAGAGUUUGUACGGCCAUAGCCUAGAAAUACCCGAUCAUGACAGAUGGCCCUCACCACCAGAAGGAAAAAAUUCUGAAAUGCUGAAAAAGCUUGUUUCUGGCAAGUUCAAAGCAAAGCUGUAAAAGAAAGAGAUAUUACCCUUGCUAAUAAUCUCACAUUGUGAUUUGGCCUUAUUAUUCUCAGUAAUAAUUUUUUUUGCUUAUAUGUAACUACAUUAAGUGCCUUGAUUUUUCUUGGUUUAUAUUUAAAACUUUUGAAAGUCUUUACAUUGUACAUGUCUUCUUUGAAAAGUCUCACUCUGAAAACAUUCAGUCUUUUGGGAAGGGAAAAGAUGUAAAAGACCAUCCAUUUGCACAGGCAUUAAGUAAUGAAGAAUCCCAGCAAGAAGGGAAUACAAAGUAUACUUAUUUUGCAGUGAAGAAGGAAUGUUUAGGAAUCCUUCUGUCCUUGAUGAAUUUACAGAGAAGGUAAUUUAAAUAUUUUACUAUUAAUUGCAUCAGUAACCCUUGGGUCAGGGUUAGCUCUACACUACUUCUGUUCAGCCACAUACUGAGUGUUAAUCAAUGGUUUUAAAGACCAAGCAGAGUAUGUAUUUCUCUGAAAAUAAAUAAAAAUAAGAUGGAAUACUGUUAUUAAUGUUUCAAACUAAUAUGUCAUAUCAUAUUUUGAAUGUUUUGAAUUGUUUGAAGAUAUAAUGACAUAAUGGAGUUAAGGUGGCUGCAACUUAAAUUUGAUAACAGAAUAAGCAGAUAAUAAAUGCAGUGAUGGAAAACUGUAUAGAUUCAAUAAUUUAACAUGCAAAAUCCAUGGUGUAUAUUGUAGUGCUCUCUGCAGUAUGCUACACUAGUAAAGGAGAAAUUUGGAAUUCUUCAUUUGCCAGCCAAAACACCUUUUAUCCAUACUUGUUGUCUUACAAUGUUAGCAGAAUUUUUUUCAUUACUAUCUUUAAGUGUGGUUUUUGUGAACAAUGCAGAGAUGCCAUUUAAAAAACGGAAGUCUUGUAAUACAUCACUUGAAGAGGCUAUAUUUGUAAAUUUUUUGUUCACUUUAAGGCAAAUGUUCCUAUGUCUGCUCACUUUAGUGAAAAUACAAAAAUUACGUAAUGACUCUGUUUGCUGUAAAAACUGAAAUUCCUGGAAUCAAGUUGCUACUAUAGAAGGGUACUUUUAGUACUUCAUUUUUGAUGGUUGGUUUUUCUCUGCAAAGAUGUUUGACUUUCGUGUCUCUCAGUAUUCUUAUAUAGGUACACGUAGAUUGCUUUUUCAUGAAAAUGAAAUGAAUGCCAGUUUGGGGGGGGGGUGGGUAGUUUGAGCCAUCAUGUGUGUUCUUUCUGCUUUAUCCUCUUUCCUUAGUAACUGAACAGUCAUUUAUGUGACUGUGAGAAAUUGGUACAGAGGUAAAGCCAACUUUUUUCAAACCUCUUGUGCAAGGUAUAUUUUGUUUAUUGCAAAUACUAGUUCAGGGUACUCAGCAAGGAGAUUCCUGGAAGCAAAUGCACUUGUUAGAUAACUUACUCUAGAAGUCUAGCCCAUUGUAUUCAAAUGAAAUUAUUUAGUUUAUUAACACAUCGUUUUGACAUUCUUGACAUCUUUCUGGAAAAGAAGGUUAACAUGAAUAAGCUUGAGACUUGUGGAACUUACUUCCUCUUUAUGUUUGACUGUGAGUUUCUAUGGUACAUUUCUAAGCCAUGUACUGUGGCUUUAAAGUGAAAUGGAAGUGAAUUGAUUACUUAUAUUAUAUCCCAGAAAUGUUCACUGAAAUAUUUGGGUACAAACGUGAAAAUCAUCAAUUUUUAAUCUUGCAAAUUUCCUCUUUAACUAUGCUAUAGUGUGAAUAUUCAUAAAGAGGGGAAGUUUAUAUGUAAUGAUGGUGAAAUUAAUCAUUCACCUCAGGAAAUCAUGAGAACAUUAGAAAGGUGAGCAUUCUCCUGUGUGGGAGACAGGUUCAGUCUGCAGUUAAUAAAUUUCUUCACAAGUAAAACUAUAAUAAACCUUUCUGCUUGUGCUGAAUACAAUUUGACCUUGCCUUCUUCAACUUUCAGCAAAGCAAUGGAUGUACUAAGAAGAUGUAAGUUAAUUCUUUAGAAGAGGCUGUGUGUGCUUUUUCUUUUUAACUGGCAGGAAGUUGAAAUAGGCAGCAUUUGUGGAGCUGUAAUGUGCUCAGCUUAGUGCAAUAGGAUAACAUAAUCAGAAUACUCUAAGGGUAAAUCUGUUAUAAAAAUACGGAAAAUACAUCCUCGGAAGGAGAAGGGGACACAUCAGUGUUGUCUGCUUUUCUCUGCUUUUUCUUUUUUUUCCCCAGUAAUAAUAUCAAGGUUCCCUCAUGAGCUGAAGCUUACGGUGCAUAAUAUUAACAUUUUAAUCACAAUUGUUUAUAUAUUAGGAUAGUAAAUCCCUUGCUGUAAUGGUUUUGCAGUAAUCACAGCCUUUCCUUUAUUAUUUGGAUUUAUUUUUGUUUUUAUUUGUAUUUUGGGGGAUUUACUUUGUUUUUGUUGUUUUAAUCUUGCACCAUGGAUUACAUGAAGUGUUUAAUUCUCAGAACAGAGGUUUUAUUUUGGUCUUGCCUCUUUGGUCCACUUUUACGUAGAUUAAAAUUAUUUUAAAAGUUUUGCAGCACCUUGCAGAAACCCAGUAUUGUGUCAGCUGGCAGCAAGAAUGUUUCAGGUUUCUGCUGUAGUGCUGCAGAUAAUAUCAACUGUAGCAACGCUCUUCCUAUGCCAACAGCCCUUGAUCAAAGGGCAUUGAGAGGUUAAAAGAAAUGGGUGUGGUAGCAAAAACAUCCUUGACCUUAAGAUUGGGGUAUCUGGAGUUCAGAGAACAGGACUUUAUUUUAUUUGAUUUAUUGUACAAGGGAGGCGAAAGCAACUAUGAGAAAAGGGCUAAGGAACCUCAGGAAGAAUCAAGAUUUGCUGACCAAACACUGAAAUGUAAACAUUUGCUGGACUGUAUAAUUGUAAUGAGCAAAGAGAAGAAUGUUGGAAUGACAGUUACAUUUACCAUUCUGUUAGAAAUCUCUUUUUGUUUGCUUUAGUAUUUACCUCUGGCUAAACCUCUGCCUAUUCUGCCUAUCUUUUAUCAGAUAUUCAUUUGAUGGAUGAAUAGAUGCUUACCAACUGCUACAAUACACCACGAUCUGGUGUUAUAUCUGAAUAUGUGUCAUAGAACUUCACAUUUGUGACAGCAGUGUAAUUCACUGAAGGGGAACUUCUAUCAAUUUCUGUCAACUGCACUUGCCUUAUGUUUUACAUAAGAUACAGAUACUCUUUGUAUCUGUACUCUUAAGCAGAAUAUUGUUCAUUCAGGGUAUUUAUUUAGGAUAAAGUGAAGUCUGAUUAUUCUGUGGGUUUACUUAGUGUAAAAUGAAGUCUGUGUUGUAAAAAUCUUCAUUCUUUCAAGAUUAACAGUUGUGUUUGCUAAAGGGAGAAUAGUCUGUGCAGUGUCAUUCUGCAGUAAGGUCCCCUGUCUGCUUUAAGAUGUAAAUGAACAAAUAUCAGGCAACCAUUGCUUGUUACAAGCUUUUAUGGCUGUGUUUAGUCUUCUGAACAGUCACACAGAAUAUCCCCUAUAAUCUUUAAGAAAGUGUGCUCUUUGCAAGAUAGUGUCAUUUCAUAUACUUCUAAUCAGCAUCUCCCAGUUUCCCCUUGCCAUCUCAAAUAGCAGCCUUGUGUUAAAUGGCUGAGUGCUGCAGAUGUUAGGGGAAUUGCCUUAUUAGUAAAGUCAACAGUGUUCCUGAAAAUGGCUGAGUCCUAAAGGUAAAUGAGUUGCUUCAUAAAAUUCAGUGAUGGCGUUGGAGCAGACAAAUCUUUCAGUACUGCUGCCCAAGAUCACUUAGUGUGUAUUACAUUUUUGUAAGUCUUCCAGCAGUGGUUUAGGACUGUGCUCCCCAAGAUAUUUGCUUUUCCUUUCUUUUUGCAUCAGCCUUACAGUGAUGGUGCAUUUGGAUUGGGUGGAAGUGGUGAGAUGCAGGCACUUGUUUCCUUCUCUCAUGGAAGACAGAUGAGCAUAGCACACAUGACUAGCAAAGGUUUGAAAUAAUACUGCUGUUUCCUCAAUGCAUGUGAGCUGGAUUUAAGUUUAUAAACAGACUGUUGGCCCUCCUGCUGGUGAGGAAAGACUCUGGAUUAUGUUAUAACGUCUUGGCAUCUCGAGCUUUACCCUACUGCAGUUCCCAGAAGAAGCCAUUUUGACUUCUGUUAUCUGCUUUGUCUCCAGCAGCUUGUUUCUCUGUCAGUUAACCCCUCCUUUGAUUAAAUAUAUAUUAAAUUAAUCACUAACUUA
This is a messenger RNA of Vidua chalybeata, 5067 nucleotides long. It is a transcript of the gene PECR, whose product is annotated as peroxisomal trans-2-enoyl-CoA reductase. The coding region runs from base 1 to 912 and encodes 303 amino acids. Gene Ontology annotation, biological process: phytol metabolic process. Gene Ontology annotation, cellular component: peroxisome. The record is from RefSeq and is a predicted model, not a curated record. Gene Ontology annotation, molecular function: trans-2-enoyl-CoA reductase (NADPH) activity. The transcript has 8 exons. Lineage: Eukaryota; Metazoa; Chordata; Aves; Passeriformes; Viduidae.